Penicillium argentinense is the source of this 2490-nucleotide messenger RNA. Its product is annotated as Zn(II)2Cys6 transcription factor. The record is from RefSeq and is a predicted model, not a curated record. NCBI's taxonomy places the organism in Eukaryota, Fungi, Ascomycota, Eurotiomycetes, Eurotiales, Aspergillaceae. The transcript is spliced from 2 exons. Gene Ontology annotation, biological process: regulation of DNA-templated transcription; DNA-templated transcription. Gene Ontology annotation, molecular function: zinc ion binding; DNA binding; DNA-binding transcription factor activity, RNA polymerase II-specific. Bases 1 to 2490 code for a protein of 829 amino acids.
AUGGACUCCCAGCCCGGGGAGCCAAGCCCCGGCCCCGUCGAUCUUCCCAAUGGCAAGCGGCGUUGGCGUCGCAAUCGAGUCGCCUGCGAUUCGUGCCACACCCGCCGGGUCCGAUGCGAUCGCGCUUUUCCCUGCUCACGAUGCCUGCGCAGCGACAUCCACUGUGAAUUUACUCGCGAACGUCGCAAACGUGGUCGCAUUGCCCGCUCCAAGCUUGCGCCCGAAUCGAUGCCCGUGGAUCCCUCCGCCUCGAACUAUGCGAUCCGCAGAAACUCCUCCAAUAUGGAUCAGAAAGCCUCCCAGCCGGCGCAGUCGCCGAUGCAGCAGAGCUCGCCAGAAUCCGCGUUCCCACCACGGUCACCAGCGACCAACAAUCUCAGCAUGUCGGCGCCGAGCGUAGACGGUCCGCACUCGUUGCUCGAAGGCUCGCGCCCACAUCGCCCGGGGCCCGAAGGGAAUGCGACAGAAGCAUGGUUGUCAGGCGCGCACGUCUCCCCAGAGUCUUACGAUAUACUGGGCGGGGCUCAUGGCAAUGAUGGGCCUCUACCACGCCUAUAUGAUAUCUGGAACCCCGUCGACCUGGCCGGUCAUCAUCCAUCGCAGCGGACCCCGCGGAUGCCUUCAAUAUCCACACAAGUCCAGUCGGGCCAAGGGCCGCCCUCGAGCUCGCGAUCGAACUUGAAGUAUCCGGUUUUGGAACCAGUGAUGCCAUUCUUAGAGUCAAAUCUUCCCCGCCGCCUGGUAUGCGAUCUACUGGAGCUCUACUUUACCAGCGCAUUCUCCACCCACAUGCACCCUGUGUGCCACCACAUCCACUGCUACGUCUUACGCAAGGCUUCUUUCCUCAGUACCGAUCAUCCACGCCCGAGUAGCCCAGCACUGCUGGCAAGUAUGCUGUGGGUUGCGGCCGUCGACGAUCGUGCCUUUUCCCUCUCCAUUUCGCCGUUGCAGCGGCGCAAGAUCUGUCAAUUCCUCUGUGCGUUGACCAUCCGGUUGCUUCGACCUUUGAUCCAUGUAUCUUUCAAGGAUCAAGAGCCACCAGAAAACCCAAAUGCUCCUCAAGAAUUCCCCACGGCCGCGGCACACCACCCGUUCGAAGGUGUGGGGGACGACAAAGGCCUGGUUGGCCCAGCGGGUUCGCUCGACGAUGUUGUCACAUAUAUACAUGUUGCCUCCAUAAUUUCUUCCAGUGAACAGAAGGCGGCAAGUAUGCGUUGGUGGCAUGCGGCUUUCACUCUGGCACGAGAACUCAAGCUGAACCAAGAGAUGGAAGUGAUGGCAAAUAUGGAUAGCCAGAGUGAUGGCUCGAGUCCAUCGUUUGGAUACUCCUUGGCGGCGUGGGCCAGCUCGCCUGGCGGUCCGGUGUUUGACUACUCGAACCCCUCUCGACCGAGUUUGAACUGUGUCUGCGAAGAAAAACAUGAUCCACACAACAGCUCUCUCAUCACGGAAGAGCACCGUGAAGAGCGCCGCCGCACCUGGUGGCUUCUAUAUAUUAUGGACCGCCACCUGGCUUUGUGCUAUAAUCGACCACUAGCCCUUCUCGACGCCGAGUCUGAAGAUCUACUCCUUCCACUGGAUGAGGGGUCGUGGCAAUCCGGCAAUAUACACAGUAAUAGCCCCCGUGCGGACGGCCCCCAAUGCAUUCGAUCCGGUGACCGGAAUAAGCGACGUGUUUUCCCCAACUUCAUUUGCCAUGAUCACUCCAUCCUCGGAUUCUUUCUGCCCCUGAUGACUAUCACCGGCGAGUUGAUCGACCUGAACCAGGCUCGGAACCACCCAACUUUAGGUUUGCGUCUGCAAGGAAAGGAGGCUUGGGAGGUGCAUGUUGCAGAAGUACUACGACAGUUGGAAGUCUAUAAGGCCAGUUUGACGACCUUUGCUGCUGCCACGGCGGCCGACCCAGAAGGUUCCCUGUCGGGCGCAUAUCCCGGCAAGCCAGAUCAACCGGUCGAUGCACAACUGUCGCAGGCAUACUCCUGGCACACACAGACGGUCAUUGCCUACGCAUCGUACCUGGUACACGUCCUGCACAUUCUGCUCGUCGGGAAAUGGGACCCAGUUUCCCUCAUUGAAGAUAAAGACUUUUGGACCUCGUCACCUGCCUUCGCAUCGACCAUCUCUCAUGCGCUGGAAGCAGCGGACUCGGUGCAACAGAUCCUACGAUUUGACCCGGACAUCAGCUUCAUGCCUUACUUCUUCGGUAUUCAACUGUUGCAGGGUAGCUUUUUGCUGCUGCUUAUUGUCGAGCGUCUGCAGAAAGAGGCCGGUGAAGGAAUCCUGAAUGCCUGUGAGACGAUGAUUCGGGCUACCGAGUCCUGCGUGGUCACCUUGAACACGGAGUACCAGCGUAGUUUCCGGCAGGUGAUGCGCAGCGCCGUGGCGCAGGCUCGUGGACGACCGGUGAAUCCAAGUGAGAUCCGUCACCGGCGGAAGGCAGUUCUGGCGCUGUAUCGAUGGACGCGCAAGGGAACCGGCCUCGCUCUCUGA